AUGAGUGCCUGUAAAAAGGCCAGGGCGGAAGCUACAUCUGUUGUGAGUCUAGACAGACUGAGCAGUCUGCCUCGAGAGAUAAAGGGCGACAUCCUCUCCCGUUUGAACGUCGAAGAAGCAGUUAGGACUAGCACCUUAUCAAGUACUUGGAGGGAUGCAUGGACUGAUACGCCAAUGAUAUUUCUGCGUGAUGAAAAUUUUCCAAGAACAAAGUUCGUUAAGUUGGUCGAAAUGGUGCUAUCACUCCACAAGGGAGCAAUAGAAAAGUUUGAUAUAUCAGGUAAAGGAAGUUACCAUGAUGAAUUUGCUAUGUGGAUGCUCAUGCUGUCAAGGAGAUCACCAAGAUCAGUUAUAAUCAAUUUGAACUCAUGGCCAAGGUAUAGGAUUCCCUCAUGCCUCUUUUCUAUUGCUGAUCUGAAGUCUCUUCGCCUGGAAAACUGCAUUAUCAGCUUGCCCCGGGAAUUCGAAGGUUUCAAGAGACUAACUUACCUCAGCCUGAACAUUUUCUCCUCCACAGACAGGGAUAUUCAAUAUCUGAUCUCCUUUUGCCCUGUACUGACUGAUUUGAGGUUAACUUCUUUCGAGGGUAUCGACUGUUUAAAUAUUCAAGCUCCUAAACUGAAAUAUCUUCAUGUUAAUGGGGACUUUGUAUACAUUAAAUUAGAUGUCCCAAAUCUGAAAUGGGCCGUUCUCUCUCUUCGUCACGAAGUUAAAGCAUAUCAAUCUGUUCCAAUUGUCCAUGACAAGGAAAGCUAUCUCAAGCAGUCAUUGGGAAGCCUAAGUGACAUCGAAACACUUUCAGUUAGUGGCUUUUUCCUGAAGAGUUACCCUUUGGGCCUGUCGGAUCAGGAUCAGGUAAGCAUUACUGUGCAAGUGCAAAUGGACCAUCUCAUAACGGCCAGUGUGGAAGAUUUCGGGGGUCUGGACUACGAAAUCGAUUUCGUGGCAAAGCUUCUGAGCUGGGCACCAGCUUUGGAAGAACUGAAUAUAAAGUGGAAGGGCGAAACGGACUGCAGCAGGGUUCUUGCCAAGCUAUUAGCGCUGCCGAGGGUGUCUCCCAGGGCCAAGGUCACUGUUACAUUCUGA
Triticum turgidum subsp. durum (durum wheat) is the source of this 1086-nucleotide messenger RNA. The record is from the annotation of a GenBank genome assembly. NCBI's taxonomy places the organism in Eukaryota, Viridiplantae, Streptophyta, Magnoliopsida, Poales, Poaceae.